Molecule: messenger RNA, 2154 nt
Organism: Micromonas commoda
Lineage: Eukaryota; Viridiplantae; Chlorophyta; Mamiellophyceae; Mamiellales; Mamiellaceae
Product: glycosyltransferase family 47 protein
Exons: 1
Coding region: 1-2154 (717 amino acids)
Molecular function (GO): glycosyltransferase activity
Source: RefSeq, a predicted model, not a curated record
AUGGCGCUCCGGAGACGCGGAGUCGUGCCGCUGUUGGCGGUGCUGCUGGCGUGCGCGGCGCGCGAGACGUGGGCCGGGAAUGCCGUGGGAUCCGCGAUCGCUAGACUCCGCGGGGAGACCGGCAGUGGCGUGGUCGAGGAGACCUUCAGCUGGGACGACGUCCCCUCGAAAAUCUCGACGGACGGAUCAGGGAGGCGGCACCGGGAAUCUGCGAUCGAUCCUCCCGUCGAGAACCGCGCGGUCGAGAACCCGGGGGAGUGUGUGUUCGACCCGCCGGCCCCGGGCGGGCAUGGGUGGCUGUCGCAGCGCGGGAUGUGCCCCGGAGUCGGCGGCAACUGUACACCGACGGGAGGACUGGCCCUGUCAGGCUCGCCGCCCUCGCUGCCCAGCAACUGCUCGAAGGAGUGCUACAACAUCGGCACUUGCAACCAGGAGCUGGGACGAUGCGACUGCCCGAGGGGCACGGAGGGGGAAUCGUGCGAGUCCGGCCUGAAGGCGCCGCGCAGGAAGGGCGCGGGUGACUGCCUCAACCAGUGCAACAACCGGGGGCGGUGCGACUCGGGAUUUUGCAAAUGCGAUGCGGGCUUCUUCGCCGCGGACUGCUCCACGUACUUGGACCUCGACGGAAAGCCGCGUUUGAUUGACGACGAGUGGGAAGGGCGCGUCAGGCCUCCGCCUCGCAUCUACAUCUAUCCCUUGCCCCCCAAGUUCAACGGCCACGUGGAUCUGAGGCUCACCGACAGGCCCUUGGAGCAGAUGAUCUACGAGCGCCUGCUCUCCUCCCACCACAGGGUGGCCAACCCGGAGGACGCGGACCUGUUCUUCCUGCCCAUCCCCACGCGAGCCGCGUUCCGGGGUGGGCUCGAUAACGUCGGUGGGUGGCCGGGGGUGAAUGAUUUCUUCCACGAGGCGAUCGAGUACGUCGACAACACGUGGGAGUGGAGUAAGAAGCACGAGUGGAGGAACACGAUCAUGGUGUUCACGGGCGACUGGGGUCCGUGCGAGUGGUUCUCCGAAAAGUAUUCCAAAAAGGAAAACGACCCAGACUACGAGGCGUUCUGGAAGAAGCGGCGCAGGAUCAACGAGGUGAUCGCGAACGCCAUCGUGUUGACGCAUUGGGGGCUGACAAUCGCCGACGACCUCUACCUCGGAGGGGGACCGUGUUUUGACCCGGCGAAGGAUGUGUUGAUACCGCCGGUUAACCCGCACUUUGGCCUGGGCCCGUUCGACCCGGACGGGUGGAAGGCGCCCAUGGGCACGCGAAGGAUCGAAUUCGACGUGGGUCUGCGCGGCAGCGACGUGCCCUUCGGAAGCGAACGUGCGAUGACGGAGCAGGAUGAACCGCGGCGAUGGCUGCUGUUCUUCGCCGGGGCCUGGGUGGACAAGCCAGCGUACGCCGACCGCCGAGCCAUCGCCGAAGCCAUGGCGGGCCGCGAGCAGGAGGGCAUCCACGUGGUGCAGCACGCGGGUCAAUUCUACGAGAAGAACUACGCGUCGUCCACCUUCUGCAUCGCGCCGACUGGAAGCGGCUGGGGCAGGAGGAUGAACUUGGCCACGCAGAGUGGCUGCAUCCCCGUCAUCGUCCAGGAUAACAUCGCCGCGCCGUAUGAUGACGUGCUCCCGUACGAUGAGUUCAGCGUACGGGUGGCAAAGGCGGACAUACCGAAGAUACCCGACAUCGUAAAGGCGAUAACACCGGAGAAGCUGGACCGUAUGAGGCAGCAGCUUGCGUGCGCAGCGCGGGCCCUGCAGUGGUCGAGUAUAUUGGGAAGCGAUUUUGGGGAAGGCGGGGAGAACGACGCUUUCGCGCUGCUGAUGCUCACGUUGCAGCACAGGCUGGUGACACACGUGAAACCCGAAGGUUGGGAGAAGCUGUGGGCGCCGAACGUCCCAAUCAAGGACGCUUGCGACAUUCCCAAGGCGCUGUCUUGCCUAAACCAGACGCAGCCAAUUUGCAAGCGCCCCUGCAGCAAGCAGCUUCGUCGCUCGGGGCGGGAUAAGAUUGUUGAGAUGCACGGUUCCUAUUUUCCACCGGGCGGCGCGCUUUGUACAAAGGAUGACACACCGUCGAAGGAGGUUGGCGAGGAGGUUGGAGAGGAAGGCUUGACCGUUACCCUCGGGCCGUCCACCGUGUCCAACACAUGCGAGUCGUGA